AGCCUCUCCGGACGCCGAGGGGCGCUUCUUGCGCGGCGAGCGCGGACUCUCUCGUGGGCCGGACCGGAGCCCUCGGAGGGAAAGGGAGAGGCGGCCAACUAGCGCGGGGGCGCUGCGCCGGUGGAACUGCUCCGGGCUGCGGUUAUGCAACCAGCCGUUUGGGUGCUUCAAGGAGAAGCCGCGAAGGGAGCCUCUGGGCAUAUGCAGAGCGCCUUUCCCUUCGCUCCUCCUAGAUCUCCGACGCCGCUCCUGUUCUUCCGUCUGCUGAGUCAAUAGCACGCGUUAUAGGUUUACUUUUAAGGUUUUAUUGAAGGUUGGCAACGGUAGAGGACUCGAGGCCGUUAGGAAAGCCGAAAUAGACGCCGUACCCCGUGGAGAGGGAGACCUGUUCGUCCCUGUUGAUGGAACAGAAGGAUUUUUUUUUAAAAAAAAAACCCAAACAGCACAGAAUUCUCCAGGGUCCUCCCUCCCAGGCUUUGGCAACACAUCACCCUGUGUCUCCUAUCUCAGCUCCUCCACAUCUUUAGGAUGCCAGAAGGUCCAGAAUUAUUCCUAAACAGCCGGUACAUCAAUGAGGAGUGUGGGGGUCUCAUUUUCUCAGGUAAAGUGGAGAAGUCGGAAGUGAGCAAGAAUCCGGAAGUGCCCUUUGAGAGUGACAGGUACCUGAUCUCGGCCAUGUCAAGGGGCAAGGAGCUGAAGCUCACCCUCACGCCACUCAAACAGGAGGGCCCUGCUCCUGCUCCUUCCAAAAGGCGGGUCUCUGCAGCCCAAGGUAAGCAGGCAGCUCGAGAGCCAAUGGAUCUCAUCUUCCGUUUCGGUAUGUCUGGCAACUUCAAAUUUGUCCCCGUGUCUGAGAUGCCAAAGCAUGCGCACCUGCGCUUCUACACCCGAGGAAGCCCACCCCGCGCCCUCUGCUUCGUGGACUUCCGCCGGUUUGGCCGAUGGGAGGUGAGCAGUUCCUGGCAGGUGGACCGAGGGCCCUGUGUGAUGCUGGAGUAUGAGAAGUUCAGGGAAAAUGUGCUGAGGAACCUCUCGGACAAGGCUUUUAACAAGCCCAUCUGUGAGGCUCUGCUAAACCAGAAGUUUUUCAACGGUGUUGGCAAUUACCUCCGGGCUGAGAUUCUCUACAGGUUGAAAAUCCCUCCCUUUGAGAAGGCACGGACUAUUCUGGAGGACCUGAAGCCCCAGGAACAGGCAUCUGGACCAACCUCUAGGAAAAAGGUGAAGCUGAAAAGGGAGACCCCCGACUUGCUGGAGCUCUGUCACCUGGUGCCCAUGGAGGUUGUGAAUCUGGGUGGCAAAGGUUAUGAUCCCGUUAGGACGUCUGAUUACAGCAUCUUCCUGGAGUGGGCUCAGUGCUAUUUCGUUCCAGGCAUGCAGACCCUGCGCGAUGCCAACGGCAGGACCAUCUGGUUCCAGGGCAAUCCUGGACCAAUGGCCCCAAAAGGAGGAAAGCCACGCAAGAGGCAGUUGCAGGUAAAACCCAAUCCUGAUACCCCAAGCUCCAAGGUCACAAAACUGGAGACUAGCAGUUCUGUGACCAGUAUUCCUCGGAAAGAUGUUGUGGGAACAAGGAAGUCUGGAAGGAAGAAAGGGAACAGAAUUGCCCCCCAAACAGAGGACCACACUAUGGCCAAGGAAGCCAAGCUACCAAACACCAGAACUCGGAGAAAGGUUUCUGCCUUGCAGCAAUCUCCAGCACCAGAUUCUGUGGCUGAAUCCCAGAAGAGGCGAGCAUCAACCCGGAAAACUAGGGAUACUGCUGCUGUUUCCACAAGACCCAGGCAGGUGAAGGCACAGUGACCUCCCUGAAGCAGAACAGCCUUCUCCCCUUCUGGCCCAUGUGCUGCCGAGGCAAAAGAGGGUAUAAACUCUGGACGAUGCUCACAUAGCUGCCUUAUGUUGGUUUCUGGAUGCUGGCCUGGCAACAGGCGACACUGUGGGAAUUGUCUUGUCACUUAUGUGCUUUUUGAAGUCCUGCUAGGAACAUAUAGCAGAGCUACUAUGAGGCCUUUUACACUGAUUUUGCUUUCUGGAAAUGCUGUGGUAGAUUCAGGCCACGGUCUCAGCCCCAAUUCCAAACAGCGAGUAGGCUUUGUGCAUGCCACCGCUGCAGGAGAUCUUCCUGCUCUGGGUGUCGAGGCCUGUGUUAAAGAGAAGGGUCUCUUGAUACAA
Molecule: messenger RNA, 2175 nt
Organism: Zootoca vivipara (common lizard)
Lineage: Eukaryota; Metazoa; Chordata; Lepidosauria; Squamata; Lacertidae
Gene: NEIL1
Product: nei like DNA glycosylase 1
Biological process (GO): base-excision repair
Cellular component (GO): nucleus
Molecular function (GO): damaged DNA binding; DNA-(apurinic or apyrimidinic site) endonuclease activity; DNA N-glycosylase activity
Source: RefSeq, a predicted model, not a curated record